AUGUCUAUGGCCACUUAUUCGCCGCUGGCCUUUGUGGAGAACAAAGCCGCACCGGUGAAGCUGAUUGAAGUGACCAGCGAUGGUCAUGCAAGGAGACUGGAAGUGACCGAUGACUUGAUCGAGAGAUACAUUGAGAAAGACUUCUCGUCGGUGCCUGGCGCGGCGUCUGACGUGUAUGUUGGGGCUUCCUUCACGUACGAUUUCUCGACCCGACAUAUGUACAUCUUCAUGCAUGGUCUUGCAACUCACAACUACGAUCGCUUCGCAAACGCAAUUCAACAAGGCGCUGCAAGCACUUCCGCCUUUCUGAUCCCGAGCAUCAUCGUUCAAUUCAAUCUCGAGCGGGCAGUGCAAGCACUGAACAGCUGGCACGAUAAGAUAUACUGGCACGAACGGAAACUAGGCAUUCGAUUCGACCAUCAUGACAAUCCACCGCUUUCAAGUAUCGAUUUCGGCAAGCUUUCGAAAGACAUCAACGCUGCAAACACGAAUCUUGCUCGCAUCGUAUUGUCCUGCAAGAGCAUUACGCGCAUGCUUGAUUUCCUUGAUCAGGUCGCAAAGCGCUAUAGGAUUCAGGCCCAGGCAAACAAGCUCGCCGAGGAUGAGUCAGUUGAAGUAGAACAGUUACUACUUGACUCGCAUGCGCACAUGCGAUCAUGGAAUGUGGGUCUGGAGGACCGGGCAGAGUACUUGUCGAAACGAGGACAAGCUUUGGUGCAGACUGUAAGCUCUGGAACCAGAUCGAAUGCAAACAACUAA
Molecule: messenger RNA, 759 nt
Organism: Alternaria infectoria
Lineage: Eukaryota; Fungi; Ascomycota; Dothideomycetes; Pleosporales; Pleosporaceae
Exons: 2
Coding region: 1-759 (252 amino acids)
Source: RefSeq, a predicted model, not a curated record